Messenger RNA from Phialemonium atrogriseum, 6137 nucleotides. Its product is annotated as ARM repeat-containing protein. Bases 410 to 6004 code for a protein of 1864 amino acids. Gene Ontology annotation, cellular component: Scc2-Scc4 cohesin loading complex. Gene Ontology annotation, molecular function: chromatin binding. The record is from RefSeq and is a predicted model, not a curated record. NCBI's taxonomy places the organism in Eukaryota, Fungi, Ascomycota, Sordariomycetes, Cephalothecales, Cephalothecaceae. Gene Ontology annotation, biological process: regulation of gene expression; establishment of mitotic sister chromatid cohesion; replication-born double-strand break repair via sister chromatid exchange. The transcript has 3 exons.
CGCCAGGAUCAAUCUCCAUGGAUGAUUUGGGCCAGCAUUUUGGCCAGCAAUUUUUGGACAAUUUUGCUUGGCCGGAUGCACGGCCCCUCUGCAAACGGACUUGCACUAGUGGAUCGCCCCACUUUUCUCUCUGUGCCGCAAACGCAGCCGCAACAACACCUUAACGCAAGGCUGGCAAAGUAAGGCCAACAGCAAAGUUUAACCUUCCAUCUUCCUCCCCAUCUCUUGUCCCCCCCCCCAUUUCUCACCGCACACCAAGCUGAAAAAAGCAGGACACCUACCCAAGUGCAUGGCCACAACUGUCCAUUGCUGAGCUGCUUGUUUGUUCCGCUCGGCAAGCUAUGCGCCCCUACUUUCGGCCACCAACAACUCUCUUGCGCCAUGAAUUGUGAAUGAGCCGGCCUCGACCAUGGCGGACCCUCGGCCGAACCAUCAGAAUGGCAUGCCUAACGAACGCUCUCAACCACAACCCGCUUUCACGCGACCUUUCACUCUUUACGAAGCCCUCCCUUACACACCCUUCACCUCGAUCGUCCCUUUCAACUCCGAUAUCAUUCCGACUCCUAAUCUCGGCUCAGCCUCACCCGCGCCCAGUCUCGUCGACCUCGUCCCCCCCAAUGACUUUGAGAGUCUGAAUGCCGAAGCCGAAGGGCAUUCGUCAACCUCGAAGCGCUUGGAGCAAACCUUAGGCCAAUUUCAACAUCUCCUAGAUCCCAAGCGCAUAACCCACUUCAAGUUCAAGUCUGGCCCCAAACCAACUCCCGGGAAACCCCCCACCCAACCUGCUUCGAUGGCGGCCAACCUGUUGCCUUUUUCGAAGAUGGUCUACGACCAGACGUCCGUAUCGUUCAGAUAUCCCACUCCAGAGACUCCCGGGCGCGCACGACCUAAUGGGCAUGGGCAACCGGGCACCCCCAUCCUCAAGAAGCAAAAGUCGCCAGUCGUUCACAAGUCGGAGAAGCCAAAAAUCAGUGCAAAUGCUGCCCUGAACAGACAAUCCCAUGCGCAAAACUCGAGCAGGUUCGAAAUCAUAUUGCCUUCAAAGAAACAUCUCGACGACGCUUCUGUGCUUUCUGCAGUGACGGGGAACAAUGUGGCCGCGGACACUCCUCUUCGAGCAGCGCAGCCAGCUUCUGAUGGGCAGCCAACACAGCCGAUCCCACCUCCCAGACUAACUCCUCAGGGGAAAAGCCCCACACAAAGGUCAUCCUUCGUGUCGCCAUCUCAAACCACACCCCAACCUGAGACUCCGAAAGCCGCGACCAUCACAGUUGAGCUUCCCCGCUCCGGCGCUUUCAAUAAGAACGAUUAUCUCGUGGUGCCAGACGAGGCCGACACGCCCUCUCAUCUAUCCAGGAGGAAGAGCGGCCCCGGCGAAUAUGAUGGCGGCCAGGAUGUGCUUGGCGAAAGUCUCGAUGUACGGCAGAGGUCUAAUGCGGCUUUUCAGGACCUUAGUCGUUGCAUCCGAGAUGUAUAUGAAGCUGAAGAACACUUACAUACCAACCGCGCCAACAAUGAAGUCGUUACGCUGAUAGCCGAGAACCAGCCAACAUUGACAGCUACUGCCCAGCGAAAGGUCCACACGCUCCUGGAGAGAGCUAUUGCUCUGAAUUGCUUCCAGAAAGCGCCAGUCGACGAUCUCCUUCACAUCAUCCAGCUGUCGGAUAAUGCGUUGAAGCACGUCGAGGGGCUUGAUAUCAGGAUCGAUGAAGCAUGGGGUCAACCAGAGGUUGAGCAAUGGCUGCAGCUUCUGCCGGAUAUUGACACUGGACUGAAGGCCGCCCGAACGUCGUUGAGGAUGAUGUGCGGAGGGCGCGAGGACAAGCAACUCUACUCAGAGGAAACAAUCGAGCAGUCGCUUAAUCUGUUCAAGAGCGUCUUGGACGGUAUCAUCGUGCCACUGGCCGAGUUACGAAGCGCUGGACCCACUGCUUCCAUCUUCAAGCUGCUUUUGCAGCACAAGGGCCGGAUUGGAGCCGUCUUCACAAGCGCCCAGAGGCUUUUCACGUUAAUGGGGACCCUGAUGUCUGCCAUCGACGUAUCAGAAACCGUUAUGAACACGCUUGAGUUUGCGUCAUCUCGUCUAGUUUUCCUAGAGAACUCUCAUACAGAGAAGGAUUCGGUAGUCGAGACUCAGAGGUUUGACGGGCUUCGUUUGGUGGCGAUGGACAUGCUUUGCCAAGUCUUCCUGCUGAACCCUCUUCAGAGGCAGGGGAUAUUCGACGACAUCUUGACCUCCUUGGAGAAGCUGCCAGUCGGAAAGCAGCGCGCCCGGCAGUUCAAGCUUGUUGACGGCACCAGCAUCCAGCCCGUGUCCGCAUUGAUCAUGCGGCUCGUUCAGGCCAGCUCUGGCAAGGUUGACGAGUCCAAAGGACACAGGCGCGCCGCGGCCGUCCUUUCGAUGGAAGAUGAUGGUGACGACGACGGCGGAGCCGCUGCCAGAGCCGACCCGAGCAGUUAUGGCGCCGUAUUCACUGUGAACAAUGAAGAGGCCGGUGCCGAGCAGCAUGGCACUGCCGUAUCUGAGCUGGGCCAUGUCAUAAACCCCCUCGUGGAUACGGCAAGACGCAAUGCGUCGUACGUCAUAAACUUCAUUGUGAAGCGGGCCCUCAAGUCAACGAAAGCCGGAGACACUCCAUAUCGCAACCUCCUCGACCUCUUUGUCGAUGAUUUUACCUCUUGCCUGAAUAACCCGGAUUGGCCGGCGGCAGAGCUGCUGCUUCGGCUGCUUAUGCUGAUGAUGGUUAAGAUCGUGGAGGACAACAAGUCCCCAGCGCCGGCGAAGAACAUGGCUCUCGAGAUUCUCGGGGUGGUAAAUGCGGCAAUCUCGAGGGUCAGGUCCUACGUCCGUAAGACGGCGCUCUCGCUAGACGCCACAGAGAGAGAUGAUUUGGGCAUGUUCCUCUCGGACCUAGGCACGUCUGCCCUCGAAUUGAAGUCCCGGCCGGAGCAGAUGGUUGCUUGGUAUGGGCCUUAUCGGGCCGCAUUGGAAUAUCUCGAGGAGCGACAUUCGGAGGAUCCGCACCUGAGCAGUGCCAUCUCGUUUCUCGUUGCCGAAUGGGCAACCAAGGUCUGUACAGGUUACGACUCUUUUGAGGACGACCAGGAUGAGCGGGACGAAGAAUACGGAAAGAUGGCAUACAGACUCCGAAUGAUGAUCCAGGAUCGUCGAUGGCUGGCCAACGAGUACUCGUUUAAGUCGGUCUCAGCAAACCAGGCGCGGCUGUCGUACGCCAUCACGCUUCUCCGCUCUCAGCUCUGCGAGUCUUUCUCUGCGAUUCUCAAUAUCCUCCUCGGCUCUAUGGCGAGCGACCAGGCCACAGUUCGGAGCAAGAGUCUGAAGAGCAUCAACCAGGUCUUGGAGACCGAUCCAUCGAUCCUCGAUGGCGACUCGGUCGUCAUCCAGCUGAUUCUGCAAUGUUCCAACGACUCGUCGACACAGGUUCGGGACUCGGCUGUCGGGCUGAUUGGAAAGUGCAUUGCAAUGCGGCCAGCCCUCGAGGAGGGAAUGGUAGAGACCGUUGUCCAGAGAUUCACUGAUACGGGGCCUGCCGUGCGGAGAAGGGCGAUGAAGCUUGCCAGGGACAUCUACCUUCGGAAUCACAGCAGGAGCGUUCGGAGCGCCAUUGCCUACGGGUUGCUCCACCGAGUCCAAGACCCAGAGGAAAGUGUGAGGGAUCUUGCGCGUCACACGAUAGAGGAGAUCUGGUUCGCUCCCUUCUACAAAAGCGAGAACUCUGCCGAGUCCAAGAUUUCCUUGGCCGACCACGUUGCUCUUAUGGUUCAGACUGUUAAGCAUGGCAAUGUCACCAUCGUGCUCGACAAGGUUCUUCAGACGAUCCUCGCUCCCGAGUCGAAAACGGCCCAGGCCAGCUUUGAUGUGUGCGCGAGGCUCGUUGCCAGCAUGUUUGAUCUGGUCGACAACCCGGAUCCGGAGGACCCCUCGGCGCCGUCUGGGAAAGACGCCCUGCAGGUCUUGAUGAUCCUCGCAAAGGCCGACGCGAGACUGUUCACAUUUGAGCAAGUCCGCCUUCUAAAGCCUUACAUAACCACCAUCAGCACUAGCGAGGAUCUUACCGUAUCCCGAGCCGUCGUCGUGAUUUACCGCCGGGUCCUCCCCCAGCUGUCGAGCGUGCAUGCGCAAUUCCUCGCAGAUGUGCGGAAGGAGCUCAUGCCUGCCGUCUCCAAGGUGACCCGGGCAUUACUAGAUGACAUUAUCGCAUGUCUCUGGAUCAUCAGCGGUUUGCUGGAGACGUCGGAGCAUCUGGCACGACUGGUAUCUUCGAGCUUGGCAGGCAUCCAAAAGCUGCGUGUCAUGAGUCAGCGAGAGCCCCUGGACGAACGCAAGAUUAGGCAGUUUGACCGAUAUUCGCUCAUCGUUGGCAUGGCUGGGAAACACUGCGACCUCGAUGGGCACCAUGAACUCUUCAAGACGCAGUUCCCAAAAUGGUCGGGAGCAUCGGUCUCGAAGCUCAUGGUGGACGUUUUGGUACCAUUUGCUGCGCCUUCGCAGCCGCUGGACGUGAGGAAGGCUGCGCUCGACGCUGUGGGCCUGAUAUGCCAGUCGGCGCCGAGGAACUAUGUUGCCGCCAACAUCUACACUGCCUUUCAGCAGGUCUUUGAUGAGCAGGUCCCGGCGCUUGAGAGUAUGAUCCUCAAGUCACUCAAGGAGUUCCUCCUCAUCGAGGAGAAGCGGUCCGAGCAGGCGUCGGGGGCGUCCGCCGCCAACGGAACAGAGAGCUCCAAGACGCGAGAAUUAACUGUGAUGGGAGGCACAAGCUAUGAUGACGUGGCCAGCGCCACGACACAUCGCUUCUUGAAAGAGGUGACCCGGAUUGCCCUAGCAGCGCAGGAUGAGCACGCCUUUCUUGCGGUCGAGGUGCUGGCCAGUAUCAACAGGCAGGGCUUGGUCCAUCCCAAGGAGACUGGGAUCUCUCUCAUGACUCUGGAGACUUCGUCCGUCCCUAAGAUCUCCGAGUUAGCAUACCUCGAGCACAGAGCUCUCCACGAGAAGCACGAAACCGUCCUGGAGCGCGAAUACAUCAAGGCAAUCCAGCUCGCCUUCACAUAUCAGCGAGACGUUGUAAAGGACCCUCGCGGAGCCACCACAAGUCCUUUCACCUCGAAACUCCAUCUCAUGAUGGAAGUACUAAAGGUUAGCAAGUCGAAGAACCGGCAAAGGUUCCUCGAGAAGCUGUGUGCUCAGAUUGAUUUCGAUCUCGGCAGGCUGGAUAGUUCGGAGGAGCCACCGGUCCACGUGCAAUUCUCUCGCUUUAUCAUCGAGAAUAUGGCAUUCUUCGAAUAUCUUACCAUUGGCGAACUUCAAGCGACCGUUUCGGCUAUGGAGAAGCUCGUGGCCAGCACGGGGGCAACAGUGGCGCACGCCAUUGAGUCGGAGAUCUUACAGAUGCGAAUGGAAGCCGAGCCUGACCCACAAGCGCCCGCAAAUGGCGACGUCAUUCAGGUAGCGCCGGCUAUGGAUUUCGUUCGCCUACGACAGCUGACGGCGGGCGCGAUGAUCUUGCACUCGCUCUGGGAGGCCCGCACGUAUCUACGCCGGCUCUACGGCAUGGGGACGAACCGCCGGGAGAACAAGCCCAAGGGCCAGGCGAAAGAUCUAUCCAAGUCUCCCGUGAAGGUGCAGGGCGUCAACGGUGAGAGGUUCUGGGACGAGGUGGGCACCAUCAUGACGGCCAUGUCCACGCGGGAGCGGAUGACGGAGACGUGCAAGGCGUUCGUGGAGCUCAUGAACGUGGACAAGGAGUUCAAGAUAGCCGACGAGGACGAAGACCUGGACGGGGAGGAACCAACCACCCCGAGCGCCGAUGAGGAGGGCGAGGAUGUCUCGGGUCGCGGCCGCAAGCGCAAGGCGAGCAGCACGCCUGGCGGUCGGAAGAAGAGGGCCAGGUCUGGCUCUCAGGUCCGCAAAAGGGGUCGCCCGCGGAAGAACCCCGUUGGGGUUCACGAUGCGCACGGGGAGUUUGAGGACGGCGACUGGCUCUGAUAAUUAUUCAUUUUAGGGGUGAAUGGGUUCGGGAAGGGGGCGUAUCUGGUAAAGGGGCAUUUUUUUUUUAAAAAAAAAGACAACCAACCCACACAAGACGAUGUGUCGGGAAUUGGUCGGGGAUCAGGCGUUA